CAAAGAACUGGAUGCUAUAGCUCGACAUCGUCUCACACUCCGAACCGCCGACAUCACUGCAUUUCCGGCCACACGCACGCACAGUUUCCAACGUCGUGUCCCUGAUUGCAGGUCCUGGCAGGAACCUAUUUCUGAUCAUGCCCUUGUAGUGACACCUUUAUCGUUGCGAAGGUGGUGACAAUGGGCGGGAAGCGGCGCAAAUUGGCGCAACACCCAACCAAACCACGGCAGCCGCCAGGGAACAGCGGCCCCAAGGUGAAGACUUCCAGUGCCAACGCCAACAAUGCCAACCCGAAGAAGAAGCCCUCGGGUGCGACGCCGGCCCGGCAACAGGCGCAGCAUUCCGAACCCAUAAUCCCCUUCGCCCCCGAAGACAAGAUAUUAUUAGUUGGCGAGGGCGACCUGAGUUUCGCCGCGUCUCUCAUCGAGCACCACUACUGCGCCGAUGUCACCGCCACCGUUCUGGAGAAGAGCCUCGAGGAGCUAUCUGAAAAGUAUCCACACGUCGAGGAAAACAUCGCCAGAAUUGAGGCCGAGGAUGGCAAAAUUAUCUAUAAUAUAGACGCUACAAAGAUGGGACCGUUCGGCGUCAAGAAGGACAGAGAUACUGUUGGUAACAUGGACAGGAUCAUAUUCAACUUCCCGCAUGUUGGCGGCAAGAGCACCGACGUCAAUCGACAGGUGCGGUACAAUCAAGAAAUGCUUGUGUCGUUCUUCAACCGCGCGAUGCUGUCUCUCGCCCCCGGUGGUUCGAUCAUCGUCACACUCUUCGAGGGCGAGCCGUACACGCUCUGGAAUAUUCGCGAUCUUGCCAGACACAGCGGGUUGCAGGUCGAGCGUAGCUUCAAGUUUCAGGCUAGCGCAUACCCGGGUUAUCAUCAUACUAGGACACUUGGCGUGGUGAGGAGCAAGACUGGCGAAGUCGGAGGGGGCUGGAAGGGAGAAGAACGUGCUGCUCGAAGCUACAUCUUCGUCCGGAAGGAGGAAGGUCCCAAACCAGAUCCGAAAAAGAACAAAAAGCGAUCAAGGGACCAGGAUGAUGAAUCAUCCGGUGACGAGUAGGAUCAGACUCGUAGCCGGAGCACAUGUUACGAACCAUUGAAGCUAUGAAAUCGCAUAGUAACAUUGCCAUGUCAAGACAUGUAUAUCCCACAGGUCUUAUAUCGACACUACCAGAGAUGCGCAUCUGGUGAGGGUCAUCUAGUACCUAUUCAUCAUGUGCUCGGAAUAGUCCCUCAGGCUUUUUGCAAGGGCCGUUCGCAACACACCAAUACUCAGAGAGAUAAGGGCCAAGAGAUAUGAAUAUGCGCUGAUUGUGCGAUGUAUGAUCCGAACAGUUCGACACGUGAAUAUAAAAUCAUCUCAAAGUGUUUAGGCAAGAAGGAUGAC
Pseudomassariella vexata is the source of this 1389-nucleotide messenger RNA. RefSeq lists its product as uncharacterized. The record is from RefSeq and is a predicted model, not a curated record. NCBI's taxonomy places the organism in Eukaryota, Fungi, Ascomycota, Sordariomycetes, Amphisphaeriales, Pseudomassariaceae. Gene Ontology annotation, cellular component: cytoplasm. Gene Ontology annotation, molecular function: rRNA (uridine-N3-)-methyltransferase activity. Bases 181 to 1062 code for a protein of 293 amino acids. The transcript has a single exon. Gene Ontology annotation, biological process: rRNA base methylation.